Messenger RNA from Penicillium subrubescens, 186 nucleotides. RefSeq lists its product as uncharacterized. The transcript has a single exon. The record is from RefSeq and is a predicted model, not a curated record. Bases 1 to 186 code for a protein of 61 amino acids. NCBI's taxonomy places the organism in Eukaryota, Fungi, Ascomycota, Eurotiomycetes, Eurotiales, Aspergillaceae.
AUGGAAGAGAAGGAGGUUGAAUCGUCAGUUCAAUGCGAACAAUGCAUCGCCACCGCUAAAGUCACCCCUGAACGCCUAGGAGCCGAUGCCAUUCAGUAUCGGGUGACAACAUCUCGCAAGCUUCGGCCAAGCCUUUCCACACAGUUGAGCUACCGUAGAUCUCUCAAGGCUCAACCCGAGCACUGA